AUGUCGGAGUCGGAUGAGAUUCUCAGCCCUGCUGUUUCAUCAACUGGAUUCCCUACCUUUGCCGAGGCCAAAUUAUCCCUCGAUGCCGCGCUUGCAAGCUACCAGUCAGAUCCCGAAGAUCAUACUGACGACACAAAAAGGUUCCUUGAGAUCUGUUUUACCUACUUCCCCCUCGAGGGGCAGGUGAAUCUAUCUGAUGAUGUGCGCGGCUGCAACGACAACGACGAAUUCCGGCAGCUUGCCAACAGCAUCGAUACAGACCUGUUGCGGCCGUUGCUAUCCAAGGGCGGCAAGACCCCGCCAUCACCCCAUCUCCCCGGUACCCUCGCCUCAUUUUUGAAGAUUCGGUCGAAGACCUCGACACAGCGACUCGAAACAAGCAACAUUGGAGCUCUGAACACAAUUUCCCUCGCGACCAACCAAGAGGAAUCUUACACGCGCCGAAUCUCUGAGAUAUGGACACAGAUUUUCCGCUACUUUCCGAGUCUCCUGUCUACAUUUGAUAUGCCAUCCGAAGCUGUGAAUCGCGAGGAUAAUAUUAUGAUGAUGCUCAAUGCCUUCCAUGGCGGGUUCGGUCGCUUCCACUUUGUUCUUGAGGCCACUUCGACCCCUCAUCAAUACCGCAUCAAAACUUUCCCGCGCCUCUCAACUCUCUGCGAACUUGCAUUGCCAAGGGACAGGCUGGUAUCAUUUACAAAUCAACACUCGCGCAUUGAUCUCCCUGGAGCCGCUCAUUUGGAGUUCCAUGCAGCAAUUGGAAACAUCUUGCAUGCAAGUGGGAGGGGAGAAACGAUUGAAAAGCUCAUAAGGAAUCUAGGGGAGACAGCCGGUUCAUCGCCUUUCACUGCUAGUCUCAAGUUCACGACAGACAGCAAGGUGAAGCAGCAACCGGCUUAG
Penicillium bovifimosum is the source of this 897-nucleotide messenger RNA. RefSeq lists its product as uncharacterized. Lineage: Eukaryota; Fungi; Ascomycota; Eurotiomycetes; Eurotiales; Aspergillaceae. The record is from RefSeq and is a predicted model, not a curated record. Bases 1 to 897 code for a protein of 298 amino acids. The transcript has 4 exons.